GUGAGGAGAUCUGGUACUUCCAGGGUUUCUUUAUUGAAAGGAGAAAAAAAAGGGGGUCUCCUUCCAGAGGGUUCGCGGCUGGCAUCAUGGCAGAAAGGGCCUUCAUGAAUCCCUAUCCAGAUUAUAAUAAAUCCCAGGCCAUGGAAUACUUUGAUGCUUAUGGGAGGCUUACUUCGGAGUUCUUACACCGUAUAAACAAUAAGAUUCGAGACCUACUUCAGCAGAUGGAAGUAGGCCUAAAGUCAGCUGACCCUCGGGACUGCACCAUCUACACUGGAUGGGCAGGCAUUGCUUUACUGUACUUACAUCUCUAUGAUGUAUAUGGAGACCCAGUCUACUUACAGAUGUCCCAUGAAUACGUAAAAAAGAGUUUAAACUGCCUGACCAAGCGCACCAUCACCUUCCUUUGUGGGGAUGGUGGCCCAUUAGCAGUAGGAGCAGUAGUCUACCACAAGAUGGGGAAUGAGAAACAAGCAGAGGACUGCAUCACUCGCCUACUGCACCUGAAUAAGCUUGACCCCCGAGCUCCUGAUGAAAUGCUAUAUGGACGAAUGGGUUAUGUUUAUGCUUUACUUUUUGUGAAUGAGAACUUUGGACAAGAAAAGAUUCCUCGGCACCAUAUUCAACAGGUCUGUGAAAUGAUAUUAUCAUCAGGUGAGAAUCUUGCCAGAAAGAGAAACUUCAUUUCAAAGACACCACUGAUGUAUGAAUGGUAUCAAGAAUAUUAUGUAGGGGCUGCCCAUGGACUGGCAGGUAUUUACUACUACCUGAUGCAGCCUUGCCUUCAGAUAAGCCAAGUGAAGUUGCAUAAUGUGGUCAAGCCCAGCAUUGACUAUGUCUGCCAGCUGAAAUUCCCUUCCGGCAACUACCCUCCAUGUGUGGAUGAUUCCAGAGAUCUCCUUGUCCACUGGUGCCAUGGGGCCCCUGGGGUUAUCUACAUGCUCACUCAGGCACACAAGGUAUUCAAAGAGGAGAAAUAUCUUACUGAUGCCUUGAAAUGUGCUGAUGUGAUCUGGAAGUUUGGAUUACUCAAAAAAGGAUAUGGGCUGUGCCAUGGUGCUGCAGGGAAUGCAUAUGCUUUCCUGACAUUAUACAACCUCACCAAUGACUUGAAAUAUCUGUACAGAGCUUGUAAGUUUGCGGAGUGGUGUUUAGAUUAUGGAGAACAUGGAUGCAGGACUCCUGAUACACCUUUCUCCCUUUUUGAAGGAAUGGCUGGGACAAUUUAUUUCCUGUCUGACCUUCUUGUUCCAGCAAAAGCCAGAUUCCCAGCUUUUGAAGUGUAAAAGGCUAAACAUGUCCUUGCAUCUCACUGCAUGCUCAUUGCUACAUAUGCCAACAUUAAGCUACAGUGAGUCCAUUGCUUUUCACCCUCCUUUCUCAACUCAGGAGACCAAACUUUGUGUUUAAAUAAUUGGUCUUUUCCACACUAAUCUGCUUGAUAUCUUUUGCGGCAUUUUCUUUUACUAUAGAAGGGUCAGAGAAAAAAUACCUUUUGGUUAUUUUCCUAAAAGGGGGUGAAAUGUACGGUAUUUUGUUGGAAACAUGUAUAUUUCAGAACUCGUAAGAAACUACUCAUUAUUUAAUAUUUUCAAUGUGGUUUAAUGUUCAUACAGUUCUCAUUAAAUAUUCAUUUUCCUUUGGACUAUAGAAAAGAUACUAUAGCCCAUGUGUGGGGAAGGGGGCAGAGAUAUAUUUCCUCUGGAAAAUUGCAGAAGAAGCCACAAGCUAGACCAAGAUAUCCGAAUGCCUUUUUUAAAUUCACAUUGUCUAUUCAGAGUUUAUUUAAUGCAUUCAUCUUUUUAUUAGUGGAUAUAAGCUAGCAUUUUUAUAGAAUUCCCAAAUUGAAAAAAAAAUUAUAUAUGAUAAUCAAUCUAAAAUUUUUACUGUAAUGUUUUGAUAAAGUUCAAAGUAUGCUAAUAAUUAUAUGUUUAUUAUUUUUGGCUCUAGGUAAAUGUUCUGAAUUUUGGAAUGCUCAUUAAAAGGUGGAUGUUUUUAUCAUUAC
Gracilinanus agilis (Agile Gracile Mouse Opossum) is the source of this 2005-nucleotide messenger RNA. It is a transcript of the gene LANCL1, whose product is annotated as LanC like 1. The transcript has 10 exons. NCBI's taxonomy places the organism in Eukaryota, Metazoa, Chordata, Mammalia, Didelphimorphia, Didelphidae. Gene Ontology annotation, cellular component: plasma membrane. The coding region runs from base 87 to 1286 and encodes 399 amino acids. The record is from RefSeq and is a predicted model, not a curated record. Gene Ontology annotation, biological process: carbohydrate metabolic process; peptide modification.